Exaiptasia diaphana is the source of this 8691-nucleotide messenger RNA. RefSeq lists its product as uncharacterized. Gene Ontology annotation, cellular component: cytoplasm. The record is from RefSeq and is a predicted model, not a curated record. Bases 3279 to 8465 code for a protein of 1728 amino acids. Gene Ontology annotation, biological process: proteolysis; apoptotic process. Lineage: Eukaryota; Metazoa; Cnidaria; Anthozoa; Actiniaria; Aiptasiidae. The transcript is spliced from 13 exons. Gene Ontology annotation, molecular function: ATP hydrolysis activity; protein binding.
CCUAAGGGACUUCUCCCGGAAKURCSUCCUUCUAAGCACUAUAACUUUCUUUCAUUUCUAUAUCGUGAUCAGGCAUAGUUGACUUGGCCAAAGUAAAUAACUCGUUGAUAUCGCCUUAAAAAACGGCCACGAAGGAGUUUCUCCCCAAAUAAAAUCGUAUUAGUUAGUUUAAAUGCUUGUAGACGGAGUUUUGGUUCAAAAUAGUGAUGUAAAACCGUAAAAUAAAGAUAAAACGURGAGAGCUCUGAGAAAUCGUGCAGCCGUGACCGUGGCGCUUACAUCAUCUUAUGGGUUCGCACAUGGAGCACACAAUAUUUUACUGUGCAUGUCAUUACAUACGAAUAUUAUUACAUCCCAAUUUUUUUGACUAAUGUUUCAAAACUAAAGAAUAAAGUGUUUAAAUAUAAAUCCCAAAAAUUGUCCAAUAUUCUAUGACUAACAAAUAAAAUACAAAGUUUAUAGCACACAGUAUUGAAGCAACGUGAAAUAACUAAAGUGAAAUAAUGUGAGAUACAACGAAAGGACAAAGAAACUAAACGCGCAAAAUAUAUACAAGUAUUCGUGUAGUACACUACGUUGUAUUUCACGUGUUUAUGAAAGUCGACAUUGGCGGACUACAUGUACUAAAAAUGGCUCUAUGUUUUGAAACACAGCAAAUUCGCCCCAUGUAAGAGAAUCCAGAGAACUAGAGGAUUCCGGAUUCCAAGCGCUGGAUUCCGGAUUCMGAAACAUUGGAUUCCGGAUUUCAAGCCUUGGGAUUCCGGAUUCCAAAGAAUUUUUGUUUUAGAAUCUGUAUAAUAAAUGGCCUGAUUUUCAAGGUUUUUUUUUUCUGAAAAUUUUAUAUUCAGCGUGUCAGCAGCCUGCGCAGGGGCGUCAGCGGGACGAUGUCCUAUGUGUUUUUUAGAUAUCAAAAUUUUUGCUGGAUUCCAGAUUAUGGAUUCCAAAUAUUUGGAUUCCGGAUUCCAGGAUAGGGAUUCCGGAUUCCAAAGCUGUUUUUUUAGUGGAUUCCGGAUUCCGGAUUCUCUUACACGGGGCGAGCAAAUGGAUAGUUAUAAGUUCCGAUGUCUCCUUCCUAUUUUACUUGUACAACAACCUUCAUGGCUUCCACCCAGUGAAAUUGAACAUAAUAGACAAAAGCUCUGAAAUAUAUGGGCUUGCUGUAUGGGGACCCACAUUUGGACGAGGGCAGGAACUUUAUAUCGUCAGUGGGGCCUUUGAUAGAGUAAACUCACUUACCCAUGCAAAGUCAUAUGAAACACCAAAAUGCACAAACGAGGAGAAAUGCAAGUUUAUAUGGUAGACACCUAUCAAUUCUUUGUUCAUGACAUUGAGAUGUUUUACGAGAUGGACGGAAGUACUAGAGCCAGGUAGCACCGCUCGGAACGGGUCUCAUGAUAGGUUGAGAAAACAAUGGACAAACAAUAGAUAAGCCUUCCAACAAUAUAACAAAACCUAACCUAACAAUAGUGGUGCUGUACUUAAGGAGCAAUCAAAAAGCAGGUUUCAAUUGGUACUGCAUUACUGAAGUACUAUGUAAAAUCAACUUUAACCAAUCGGGUGCCGUGUUAUAUUUGCGCGUACUGUGAUUGGUUGUCUAAAAAUAACCACAUCUGAUGGUGAUAGGUUGUUGUAGGGAUGGACACUUGUAGUUAUGUACUUUAUCACACCAAUCUCACUAAACUAAAAUCAACAUAUUGGACAUCGCUGAAAUUAACUGCAAAUUUCGUAAUAAUUGUAUACAUUAUUCAGAAUCUUUCUGUAAAAAGAAAGGUAUCGAAAUAAGCUAAAACAAGCACAAGGGCUAUGUAAACAUAAAGGGGGGACAGUUGGUUCCUGAGAGAAAUAAAUCUGUUCUUAUGCUCCGCCCAGGAGUAAUUAGAAUACGUGUUUGCGAGCAAGGCCACGGUACGGACAUCCAGAAAUAACCAAUUCCCAGAAUCCCAUUUCCAGGAAACUAUAAUUGUAUAAAAGCAGUUAAUUAGAAGAACGGAAGUCGCCAACCUCUCCUUAAUAUUGCUUUUGUGACGAUUUCUAAAAUUUGAUGGCUUGUACAUAUCGCCCAAAUGUCAAGCACAUCGAAAAAAUAAACGAAAAGAAUGAACAAAUAGAGCUAUUAUAUGUAACUAACCAGUAAUAGUACUUCUUUUCCAUUAAUACGUAUGUAAUUACGUAUGAGAAUGUUAAUAGUUUAGGCGACGGUUUUGAACGCCACUUUGUAUAGGCAAAGUCUCGCAAAAUAACUAGGAUACAGUGUGAAAUCGAAAAGUUCCAGUUGAAUUCCUAUUCUGAAAGACUCAUCAAUUCUCUACGAAAAUGAGUUAACUGACGAGUUUUGAUCUAAGGAGCCAGUAAACUCAUUUUUAAUUCUCCAUACAUUUCUUUGUAUUUUUCACGAGUGUCAAUAUAUUCUUGUUAUUUUACGAGACUUUGCCUACCCAAGCGAAAUGGUGUGAAAACCUUCACUUGAUCUAUUGAAAGGUGUUUAAUCUUUGUCACGAAUUCGGCUAAACAUCGAUAAACUGGCUUCCUUUCCCGUAAAACAACCCAUGAAGUCUGCAGAGAGUGGACGUGACAUUGAAACCAUAAUGUAGAAGCAAGCAUCCAAACCCUAUAAUCAUGCUCUGUAAAUUAUCACUGUUAUUGAUGAAAAACUCAGAGAAAGUUACGUUGCGUGACUACGUAUGCUAAUUAACGUUUCGUGGCGCGAUACGAUAUGCAUGAGUUAAAUGUCGCUUUUUCAACAUCGAUCAAUUUCUAAUAUUUAAGAAAAUGUCCUAAUAUUUCUGAGAAAUGUGAAGAAAAACACAACAAACGUACACAAUGUAAUUAUCUUUCUUUCAAUUUUUCGUUAACUAAUAAAAAUCUCACAAGACCUCCGUUUGGGCUACCUGUGAUAUUAAAUUAUUCUAUGACCUUAACGUUCAAGCCAAAAAACUGCAAGGGUCUACUAGCCACGAUUGUCUGUAUGCAAAUUGAGCGUUUCGUCGAUGCUGAGGCGAUUGUUGUAAUAAGUAUGUGACUCUUCGAUCCUAAAUCUCCUACUUUGAGACGCCGUUAUGUUCUAUGGAACUCGGAUGGCAUGGAGAUGGCUUUAUUUCUUAGUAAAAGAAAUGCCUGGCGGACUGCUGCACAUUCAGUGAAUGUGAGUCAUUGGUGAGUGCUGUGUGCUCACUAUGUUACAAGAAGCAAACUACGGAAGCAUGCAUCUAUAUAUCUUUCUGACAUAAUUUACUACAUCUUCAUCACAAAAAAUCAACUUUCCAUGUUUUUUAUCAAAAAUGAGCGAAGUCGUUGUGCCUGACAAAUUAAAUCGGCUGUUCGUGAGCUAUAGCGACAGUUUCUCCAAAGCGGAAGCAACUGAAAUCAUCGCCGAUUUAAGAACGAAGCAACUCCAUCCAAAAUCCGACUCAUUGGAAUCUGAUGAUUUGUAUGGAACAUUAAAAGAGCUUUACAAGACUGGAAAAAUCGAUAUCGACGAUUUCGCUAUGUUAGAAUUGAUGGCUGGUAAAGACCGUGUAACCAAAGUAACUUCACUAAUAAACGACUACAAGCGAUCUCACGUUACUUCAAAGGAUGACGGACUAAUUGGCCGAAACCAAGACAGGAAACGGCUACUCGAAUACUUGACAGAUAAGGAAAAUCACGCAAUAGGCCUUUAUGGACCUUCAGGAGUUGGAAAAACCAAACUUGCCAGGAGUGUUGGAUCUGAGCUCGAAAGGGAUUCCUGGGUAGUGUUAACUUUUGAUGCACGAGAUUUGAAAGACGUUAGUAGUUUAUACAUGUGCAUUCUUUAUGAGUUGGGUCUAACCACUCUUGCUAGGAAUGUGCAGGAAAUGCAGAAAGAACAGUCCUUAGCAGACAUGGAAAAAAUGCGAAUAUUAUGUGAUUUGAGUGAUAAAAGUUCGCAUUCAAAAACUCUGUUGAUUUUUGACAAUAUUGAGGAAAAACUCGUUAUAAAUGACAAACAAUUUUCGACCUUCAUAAAUGACAUUACUAACUUGCCAGUUUGUGACAAGGGAUCGCUGAAAAGUAUUAUCACUUCCACAGAAGAUCUUCACAGUUAUUUUGAUUUGGUUAAACCUCAACUUCUUAAACCGUUACCAGACAGAGAAUCGAGUCAAUUCAUUUGCCGAAGCUCAAAACUCGGGCAAAAACCUGAUUUGAAUGAUGAAGAUGUCCAGGCACUUAGCAAGAUUUCUGAAUAUUGCAGACGACUUCCAUAUCUCCUAGAAGGCGCUGAGCAGAUCAUGAGAAAUGGUUUUAUCUCUCCAUUACAACUACUGCAACAAAUUGAAGCACAAAUCGAGAAAGGAGUUCCAGAGAAUUUUGCUCUAACUGCUACACAAUUUGAUUCGAUCUCUAAUGAACGCCUUAAAGAGCUUGCAGUGAAGAUAUGUGUAUUCCAAAGGCCAUUUUCAGCGUCUGCAGUAACCAAAGUUGCAGAAAUCAGUCCAGACUUUGCUGCGAUUGAUCUUGAAUAUUUAGUCAAGCACAGAGUUGUCACAAAGACAACAUCUGACAAAAAAGCAAGAUAUGACGUCCAUUCUUUAUUCAAAGACUUUGUUGCUUCUUACCUAAGAAAAAAUAUUUCAAUUUAUGAUGAAGUUUACCAGAGAGCAGAGAAAAUGUUUGGAAUGCAUUUUGUAGACAAAUUGGUGGAACUAGCUAAUCAUCUAGAGAAAGAUUUCACAAAAGUUUACAAGAAGAUGGACAAAAACAGGUUAAACUUUGAAAUGGCUCUUCAAUUGUCAACUAAAAAUAAGGAAAUCCUGGAGCAGCUACUCCACAUCAAGUACCACGAGAACAUUUGCCGUGUUGCAAUGCUGCUGGAAUCGUUGAAGAGCAUCAGUGAAAGGCGGAGAUUGUUUAAAACAUGGGCAGACAUUUUGGAAAAUGAAGGAAACCUGAUGAAUAGUGCUAAUAUGAGGUGUUGGGAAUCGAUUCAACUUGCUGACAUUGAAGGAACAGCUUCAUCGGAAAGAAUACUUAAACAAGCUGAAGCAUGCCUAAAGCAAGCAUCGGACCAUCCAUCUCUGGAUGUUGAGCAGUUUUCUGCCAUUAAAGGCCUAUUUCUUUAUUGCGAAGGAAAUCUAUACUACAGGAAACACGUGAACCUUUCCAAACAAGAAAAGAAUAAGCAUGGACUAAUUGAAAAUGCUCUGAGGAAACUUGAGGGGUCGUUAGAAUUCCACAAGCAGAUUUAUGGUGAAGAUCAUACAAUGAUUGUCAGGAUACGUAACAUGAUUGGAAACUGUUACAUGGAGAAGGAAGAACCAGACACAGCUGAAAAGUAUUACUCGGAAGCAUUAGAAAUGAUGAAAAGGCUCACGAAUGGAACUGAAAACCACAGUGAAAUACCAACAUUUUAUAACCAACUGUCACAAGUUUAUAAGAAACUUGGUGAUUUAGAAAGAAAGGAAGAAAAAAAAAAAUUUCAUCAUAAAAGUAACGCCAUUUACGAGAAGGCAGUUGAGUCAUUGAACUGUGCACUUCAACUAAAUGAACAACUUAACUUGAGCGACACUUUAAGCACCGCGACUUUCAACCGAAAUUUAGCUAACGUCUCCAUGGCUCUUAAAAGGUACGAUGRAGCGUUAAAAUACGCCGAGAAAGCCCACAAACUUAGAAAUAGACUGCUUGGUAAACAUCCCGAAACAGUCAGGAUUCUGUACCUGAUGGGGGUCAUCAACGAAUGGAGAAAAGAUAUACGUGCAGCACUACAAUGUUAUGAAGAAGCAUUCAACAUGGAGGAGCUGUUACCGUUAGAAAACCACACUAGUCCUGACAUUGUUACUAAGCUUGUUAAUGGACUUAAAAAAAUGUGCGGAAAAUGCAACGAGAAGAGAAAGCUCCAAGAGUAUAGUACCAGAAUAUAUCAACUGCAGGAGACAAUUAAGAAACAGCCAGCUAAAGAGCAGCCUCGGGAAGUAGACGAGAAAGAGCUUUUAGUAGACAAGCGAGGUGGAUUGUACAAAGUUCCUAGCCAUGGCUUUAUCCUUCACAUCCCUCAAGACGCCUUCAAAGACAAGACGCAGAUAACAUACAAUCAUCCUCCAGUUGAUUCUCUUCCUUCUCCAGCUAAAGACAUGGAGGUUGUUGUGAGCUUCAUUGUAAAAUUGGGACCGUCUAAUGCCGUUCCUCUGAAACCCAUCACUAUCACGCUAAUGCACUCUGGGAUUGUAGGAGUACCUGAAUAUGAAAACAUUGUAAUGGCGUUUGAUGCAAACACACAAACAUGGGAAGAAUUGCAAGAAAUCAAAGACAAAUCGCUGCUUCCCACUCCCAUGGAAGACAGCCCAGCAAGUUUUAUACAAGCACGGCUGACCAAACUGACUGCAGUGACAGUGGUUUCCAGACUCGUUACAGACUCAUUCGACUUCAUAGUAGACAAGCAAGGUGGAUUGUACAGUGUUCCUAGCCAUGGCUUUAUCCUUCACAUCCCUCAAGACGCCUUCAAAGACAAGACGCAGAUAACAUACAAUCAUCUUCCAGAUCAUUUUUUUCCUUCUCCAGCUAAAGAUAUGGAGGCUGUCGUAAGCUUCAUUGUAAAAUUAGGACCGUCUAAUGCCGUUCCUCUGAAACCCAUCACUAUCACGCUAAUGCACUCUGGGAUUGUAGGAAUACCUGCAUAUGAAAACAUUGUAAUGGCGUUUGAUGCAAACACACUUAAAUGGAAAGAAUUGCAAGAAAUCAAAGACAAAUCGCUGUUCCCCGCGGAAGACAGUCCAGCAAGUUUUAUCCAAGCACAGCUGACCAAACUGACUGCAGUAACAGUGGUUUCCAGACUCGUCACAGACUUAUUCGAGGUCCCCGUCAGCGGGCAACUUGUCAGGUCGUCAGUAUGUCAAGACGUCACAGUGGAGUUUCUUGAAGGAGCUGUUCAUAAACCCAUGAAGGGAAGUUUGAAGGUACUUCCUCCGCCCAAUGUUCUACCGAAGCACAUGGCUAAUGUUUACCUUUCACCAAUGGUAAUUGUCGAUGGGUUUGACGAUGUCACCUUAUCUAAAUCCGCAUUUUUAACUUUGCCUCACCAUUGUCCAUCUCAACGACCAGCGAGUCAAAUACACGUGAUGUGCUUCAAGGAGAACCAAUGGAUGGAAAUCACGAAAGGCGUCGAGUGCUCAGAAAUAAGCGAGACAAGGAUGGGAAUACGUAUGAAUCACUUUAGUGGACUGGUGCUGUGGAUUGGACAAAUGAUACCUAUACCUAAUUUUCACGGUUUGUACGAAUGGUGGAGUGCGCAUCCUGAAAACGCUCGUUUAGGAGUAUACAUAUCGAAGAAUGUGCAUAUAGAUCCCAAUGAUUUCAAUCUGACACUUUUUUGUAGGCCAAGUCACAUUGAGAUAAGUUCAGAAAUGAGGGAAUUAUAUGUGAAAUUGGGAGGGAAAACAUGUACAAUGAAAAUAAAUGAAGAAGCAUCUAUUGGAGUUGAAGGUGAUUACAUACUUCAAGAAGACGUCAUUCUCAAGUUUGUAAAGGCAAACGACUGUGAAAGACAACUGAAUCUCAUAAGGAAUACUGAUGCAGAGGGAUCAAAAAUAAAAAUAAAAAUAAAGUUGUUUUCAAUAACAUAUGACAGACCUCUUGAAGAACUUACUGUAAAUGUACCCGUAGAUCAGUUUACAAAUAGGGAUAAUGCUGACUCGCAGGCAUCUAAUCGUGAGAAUAAAGUCAUACAAGAUCCAACUUCCGAUGUGUACAGGAUGAAAAGUGACCCAAGAGGAUUGAUGGUCAUCAUUAACAUGCAGAAAUUUGCUGUUGAUCGUACACUUGAGAACCGAGAGGAGCUCAUGAAAGAAUUAACCGACCGCAAAGGUUCUGAGAGGGAUGUUGAUAAACUAACUGAUCUUUUCAGUGGAAAGCUAAAGUUCAAAGUUUGCACCAUCAUAGACAAACCAAGAAAGGAACUUUUGGGAGAUCUGCGAAAAACUGUUGAAAACCCUGACUACAAAGAUUACGACUGUCUUGCAGUGUGCAUCAUGAGUCAUGGAAAAGACGACAAAUUCUACGCACACGAUGGAAACACAAUCAAAGUCUCAGCUAUUUACAACAUGUUCUCCAACUCGAAAUUUGAGGUUUUUCGCAACAAACCAAAACUAUUCUUCAUACAAGCAUGCCGUGGACGAAGGGGCAGUGGGUUUGUCGCAGCAGAUGGGCCAUCAGAAGAAUCUUCAGCACAGCAUCCACCUACAGAGAGCAAAGAUCUUGAUAUGGCAGACAUGCUCAUCGCUUACUCUAGUUUUGAAGAUUACAUUUCAUACCGACACACGGAAGAAGGAAGCUAUUUCAUCCAAAGCUUGGUUUCAAUUUUAAGACAAUAUGCAGAUUCAGAACAUGUAGAGGAGAUAUUGACAAGAGUAAAAAAUGAAGUUCACAGGCUUAUACAAGAGACAUCGCAAGGCCAAACACAAGUCCCAGCUCCUGUAUCAACACUCCGCAAAAAAUUGUAUUUCAGGAAUACUUAGAUGUGAAGAUGGUGAAUCGCAGCCAAAUUCAGUCUCAGCAAUUUGUAACAUGUUCUCCAACUCGAAACCGCUAUUUUUCGUACAAGCUUGUCGUGGCGAAAGGGGAGGUGGGCUCUUGGACGUAGCCGAUCGUUCAAUCAUAUAUUCAUUAUAAUUUAAGGAAUAAGAUUCUGUAUAAAUAUAAACGACUUCUUAAAUAGAAUAAAUUGAAGAAAAAGGCACACAA